Messenger RNA from Photinus pyralis (common eastern firefly), 4508 nucleotides. RefSeq names its product BAI1-associated protein 3. The record is from RefSeq and is a predicted model, not a curated record. Lineage: Eukaryota; Metazoa; Arthropoda; Insecta; Coleoptera; Lampyridae.
GUUUCAGCGACCCCUACUGCAUGUUGGGAAUACAGCCGGUUCCGGCGCCUUCGUCGCCUCAACCGCUAGCAUCCAAUCGCACUCUUUCGGAAACCUGCAAUGACGGGCAGGGUAAUCACGAAAAGCUCCGGAAGCAUCACAGCUUCAAGCUGAGCUUUAAACGUAAGGAGGGUCGCAUCCGAGAACAAAGAGACAGUAUCGGCGGAGCGCUACCUGCUAAAUUCAUACGCGCCACGUCCGUUAAAUCUCAUACUCUUAAUCCACGAUGGAAUGAGAAGUUUAGGUUCGACAUCGACGACCCGAGCAGCGACUCGCUCCAUUUAGACAUUUGGGACCACGACGACGAGAGUUCUGUACUAGAGGCCGUCAGUAAGCUAAACGAGGUACGCGGCGUUCGCGGCUUGGGUCGCUUCUUCAAGCAAGUUUGUCAAUCGGCACGGCAAAGUUCCCAGGAUGACUUUUUGGGGUGCGUUACGAUUCCAUUAUCGGACAUUCCGUCGACCGGUUUAGAGGGAUGGUUUAAGCUGGAGGCGAGAUCGCAGCGAAGCUCCGUACAAGGAAGAAUACGGCUGAAGAUGUGGCUUUCGACGAGAGAAGAUCGAGGUAUUUCGGAAGAGGACAAUUGGACCGAAGUUAGGCAACACGAAAGCUUAUACGCGAUCUUCGUGGAUUACGAACUGCGGAAUUGGACGGAGGAGAGUUGGACGUGGUCUGGUGAUUUACCGGGACCGGCCCUUACCAUAUUACAUCAGCAGGCAGUUCAAGGCGAUUUAAACGAAUUACAAAAGGCAUUAGCUCGAUUCGUGGCAGCCGCAAAAGUUUAUCUUCAGCAUCCAUUAGAUCCCCGUUGGAUGCUACAAUUACUAACAGAUUUGGAACACGCGUGGAUUUCUACUUCGCUAUCGCGAGAAGAGGAGAUUUGGCUCGCCGAAUAUUUCACGUCGAUCUUAGAAAGGUGGCUGCUGCAAAUACGACACCAUCGGCAGCUGUUCCCUGCGCUCCAUCCUCCAUCACUGUCGCGCCUCGAAUAUUUACUUAGAUGUUUGGCGUACAUUUCAAAUAUGAAAGCGUUCUGGAAAUGCUGCCCGUUUAAUAAGGAAAUUCGAGGAGAAAUUGUAGCUGCGCUACGAAAGGGAACGCCGGAUUGGUUUUCGGGGUUGAGGUCAGCAACUAUGACCUUAGAUGAAUAUGAUAGCUCAUUCGUCGACUUCUGCUCUGAAAUAUACACCAGCUUGCAACACAGUCUUUCGUACUACCACCCCCUGUUCGAAGGCACAAAUGGAAUACCCUACUUUAGCGUAGUAUUUAAACAGUUAGAUAAGUUACUAGCCGACGAAGUUGUAGCGUUUUUAAAUCAAAACGAGCACCCAGACGCUGCGUAUAGUAGACUAAUUUUCGCAGUUUACCUGGAGAUAAAAGACAUAGCGUCGUUUAGUCAAAAUUUACCGUCAGGCGGUGAUCACAAGUUGAACCUGGUGAGGUGCCACGAGUGGUUUGAACCGUCAGUCAGUUGUUGGUUGUCGAUAUGUAAAAAUAAGGCAUUGCAACGGGUGCGAUCAGCGAUUGACCUCCAGAAACCGUGCGACAGCGAAAAGUUGGUCAAGCACAGCUCUUCGGCAGUUGACGUGGUUGUGAUGUUCUGUCAAUUAAGAGACUUUUGGAGACUGCUUCAGUGGCCUAAAGCAACAUCUGUUCCCCUAUUAUCACAAUUACUAGAUUGUAUAUGUUCAGCAGCGCUGCUCUACUCCGAUAUAACAUAUCAAACUCUAAUGGAAACCGGUUACUUCGACCGGCCCGGACCAUUUCGUGUAUCGGAUGAGAUGUGCAUUGCAAGUAAUAACUUAGAAUAUGUUCAUAAAUUUACAUCGCUAUUAGAAAAUUACUUCGAUUUCAUAACGCUGGAGUCAAUUGCACCGGAAUCACAAUGCCUUACAUUAACUAAUCUCUUAGACGCCACUUUAAAGCAGCUUCAAAUUAAGGUUUUCGAUAUAUUAAAGAAAAUAGGCCCCCAGAUGCAGGAACCGCUGAGGAAGGCCAUGUUUCACUUGGCCUGGUCGCCGGACACGUUACCGACGGCGCAAGCCGUAGAACCUCUAUUUGAUUACUUGCAUAAUCACUUUCUUGCCUUAAAUAUAUCGCUUCUCCCUCAAAAUUUUCAACGCGUUCUGUUUGAGGUGUGGGAAUGCGCGCUGAAAGAGUUAAACAACCAAAUAGACGGCGGAGGGAAUGCCGAAGAAAUGUCGGCGAUGUUUCACGAUCGUCUUCACUCGGCCUUAGAACUGAUGGUGGAAUUCUUCCACGCCGAUUCGUUAGGAUUGCCGCUGGAAACGCUACACUCCGAUACGUUUUAUCAUGUCGAACAGCGUUUGCAGUAUCACACGACGAGUACGGAGCCACUAAUCGAGCUGUUUUAUGGUUACAGACUUCAGGAACAGUUAAGCACGACUAGUGGUCCUUACGGAGUUUUGGAUGUUAGAGCGUAUUUCAAUCACGAUUCUCUUUGUGUCGAGGUGCUUCACGCAAGAGACAUAAUUCCCCUAGACCCCAACGGUUUCAGCGAUCCAUUUGUGAUAAUAGAAUUGUUACCGCAUAGAGUAUUUCCGCACUGUAACGAGCAGCAGACAAACGUUCAUAAGAGGACUUUGCAUCCGAUUUUCGACGAGUGCUUCGAAUUUAGCGUCUCGCUGGAACAGUGCCGAUCGCCGAGCGCCAUGAUCGCGUUCACCGUGAUGGACCACGACGUGCUCACCGCAAACGAUUUUGCCGGCGAAGCGUUUUUGUCGCUUGGGAGUAUACCGGGAGUGGCCGACACCGGUACCGGUGUUGACAACUUUCACGGUCUAAAGCCGGUGGAAUUGGUACUGAUGCAGCAGCAAAAUAAAAGUCAUCCCAUUUUGCAAACCUUAGAGUCAAGAGUAGGAGAUCGUACAGCGAUAGAUUUUGUAAAAAAGCAAAAGUUACGAUUUGCUACGAAAUAACAUCAGUUUUCAUCAAGCAUGAUGCGUUCAUAUUAUGAAAUAUGCAACCUCUAUUUUUUCUACGAGUUUUAUUUCGCAUGGCAAAUCUACAAAUAUAUCAAAGAUUUUGUAUAUAUCAAUGUUUCCGUGUAAUAAAUAUUUUUAUAUGUUUACCGACUUUGUAGAUUUGCCAUUUUCAUUAAUUUUGUAUGUUUCCAUCUAAAAACUUUUCUACCAAACGAACUACUUUUCUAUGACAGUGUUUAAUGUUUCUCGUAAUUCAGUAUUUUUAAAUGUCUCUCAGUGACAAAUGUUCUGGUCGAAUGCCUAAUUGUUAUACGGUUUACGAAGUAAUUCAAAGUUAUUUGCACGAACGAUACCUACUCGUACUUUGUUGGAUUUUAAAAUGACUGCGCACAUAGUACUUACUAAAACAUGGGACAAUCUUUUGUAUAUGCAAUGAUUGAAGUUUUUCUUUAAUCGAUGGUAUUACUAUACAUAAUUAACAUUUUUGAAAACCUUUAUACUUAAUAUUAUAAUCUACACCAUACGCACUAUGCUCAGUGAUAAUAGUAUGCUUCAUGCUAAGGAAUAAUUUGUGUUCAUUCCAUUUCUACCAUCAUGCAGUUAAGGCUAUGUGAGCAAUUCCGAAUGUUGUUCUUCUGCUGCAUACAUGUUCUCUUCGGGCAGUUAUCAAUGGCGGAUCGUGCAGGUUGCAUGUACAGUGAUUUUAAAAAAACUGAUUUGUAUGGUUAGUUUUGUGAGAAUGCACGACCCGCCACUGCCCAUUAUUUCUAAUCCUCACCCCUCACUAACCCCCCUGUAACACUGUAUGUCAAUUUGCGCGGUAACAUACUCUUCCAAUAUGUUUUGGACUCCGACGUUUACGCUUCCAUUAACGCCUUAAGUCAACGCCUCGUGCACCGCUAAAUGUCUGUCUGUCUGUGUGUGUUGUAUGGCUGUGACAAGUUUUUUAGUUUGAUUUUUCAUCAUCUCUAUCGAUGCCUUUCAUAUCAUCACAAAAGCACAAUUUCUAAACAACUUAGCUAUCUUAAAACCUAAUAUUACGUAAUAAUAUUAAGAUAUAUUGCGUACUAAAACUAAUAUUGUAUAUUUUACAAACUUCUUGCUUGCAUCAGGUUUAUCAACCCGAUAGCACAAUUUUUUAAAAUUCGUAUUAAGUUUAAUGUAUAAUAUAUCUGUUUGUUUGUAAAUAACUAAUGUAGGUAUAUGCAAAGAGUUAUUGUAAAUAAGCGUAGAGAGUUUAGGCACCAGUUUGCAUCAUUACAAAAAUCUAAAAUAGACAAAUAUUAACAUAUCUUGCACCUACCUAUAUCAUGGCAAUCAAUAUCGUUGUACUUAACUUGUGCGAUCCUACAAACAAGGCUUCUAAUUGUUGUGAUAUGACGUACCUAAUAUGAUUUUGACCAGUCCAUUCCUGUCGAGCUUAAUGUACUUUAUGUCAAUUCAACUAACAUAAUAUAGCAUACUGAAACAAAUCUGUUCUACUGUCCAUGUGUCUAUGAAAAAAAUAAAAAUUAUUAAAUUGUC